GACGACUACUCUGCAUCAAUCUCGCGACGACCGUUCAACACGUCUGACUUGCAGCCUUUGUCUCUCUCUCUCUUUCUCUGCAUCUUCAUUCGCAGAAACAAAAGAAAAAAACCUUUACUUUUUUAUCCAAACCCCAGAAGAUAAAAAACCUCUGAACCCUUCUUCUUCAAUGGAGAUCAUCUCAAACCCCAAAGCUGCUUCCUUUCUUCAUCAUCUUCCUCCUCUGCUACUCCCCUGCUCUAGCAGCCGACGAAGACGACAUAAGAUGCUUACGAGGAAUCCACGCCUCCCUCGCCGACCCUCACGGCGUUCUCAAAUCAUGGAACUUCGCGAACACCACUGUCGGAUUCCUCUGCAACUUCGUCGGCGUCUCUUGCUGGAACAACCAAGAAAACAGAGUCCUCAACCUCGAGCUCAGAGACAUGUCUCUCUCCGGUCAAAUCCCCGACUCUCUCCGGUUUUGCGGGAUCUCUCCAACAACCGAUUAUCCGGCACCAUCCCUCGCCGCCUCUGCUCUUGGCUACCGUUCUUGGUCUCUCUUGACUUGUCUAACACUCAAUUAAACGGCGAGAUUCCUCCCGAGUUAGCGGAGUGUAGGUUUGUUAACUCUUUGGUUCUCUCUGAUAACCGGUUAUCCGGUCAAAUCCCGGUUCAGUUAUCCUCUCUAGGGAGAUUAGUGACCUUCUCUGUUUCCAACAACGAUCUAACAGGUCGCAUUCCUUCUUUCUUUACCUCACCGAGUUACUCCACUGAUGAUUUCAACGGGAACAAAGGUCUUUGCGGCCGUCCUUUGUCUUCUCCCUGCGGAGGGUUGAGCAAAAAGAAUCUCGCGAUUAUAAUCGCAGCUGGUGUGUUCGGUGCUGCUGCAUCGAUCUUGUUAGCCUUUGUUGUUUAUUUGAAGCGGCGGAGGACAACAAGCAGUUUAACAGAAGGAGGAUUGGCGCAGAGGCUUAGAAUCCAUAAGCUUGUUCAGGUCUCUUUGUUUCAGAAGCCUUUGGUUAAGGUCAAGCUCGGGGACUUGAUGUCUGCCACUAAUCACUUCAGCUCUGAGAAUAUUAUCGUUACGACUAGGACGGGGACGACGUACAAGGCGGUUUUCCUGGAUGGCUCGGCGCUCGCGGUGAAGCAUCUGAGCGCCAAGUGUAAGCUCGAGGAGAUGGAGUUUCGUUACGAGAUGAAUCGGCUGUGGGAGCUGCGUCACCCUAACUUAGCGCCGCUUCUUGGCUUCUGCGCUGUGGAGGAAGAGAGGUUUCUUGUUUACAAGUACAUGUCUAAGGGGACGCUGAAGAGUUUGCUGGAGGAAGAGGAUGUUGAGUUGGAUUGGUCUACUCGGUUUAGGAUCGGUUUAGGUGCUGCGAGGGGUUUGGCUUGGCUUCACCAUGGAUGCCGCCCUCCUAUACUUCACCAGAACAUUUGUUCGAGUGUGAUUCUCGUUGACGAAGAUUUCGACGCGAGGAUAGUAGAUUCAGGGCUUGCUAGGCUUAUGGUUCGUUCGGACAACAACGAUGGGUGUUUCAUGACUGGUGAUUUAGGUGAGUUUGGUUACGUAGCUUCUGAGUAUUUUACCACGAUGGUAGCUUCAUUAAAAGGCGAUGUGUAUGGACUCGGUGUUGUCCUCUUGGAGUUGGCUACAGGGGUAAAGGCUCUUGGAGGGGAAGGCUUCAAAGGGAGUUUGGUUGAUUGGGUGAAACAGCUUGAAAGCUCGGGGAGAAUGGCUGAUGCGUUCGAUGAAGGCAUUAGAGGGAAAGGGCAUGAUGAAGAGAUCUUGAAGUUUGUUGAGGUUGCUUGUCAUUGUGUGGCUCCAAGGCCUAAAGAGAGAUGGACUAUGUUUCAAGCGUAUCGGUCAUUGAAAGCUAUGGCUGAGAAACAAGGUUACUCGUUCACAGAACAAGAUGAUGACUUCCCUUUGAUUUUUGACACCCAAGAGAACUGAGACUGUGUGAAGUAAAACCUUUAUGGGAAGCCUGUGAUGCCAAGGAUUUAGAGGAUUAUUACAUUAUCUUGAGGUAUUAUUAUUAUUAUUUAUUGUACUAGUUUCCACUGCCAAUUUAGAUGAAAAUGUAUGUGUAUAGACUAUGUUCAUUGUAAAAAAAAAUGGUGUAUAUUAUGUGUUCUUCUGUCAAAAUUAAGAAAAGCUAUGUUGGUUUGGUG
Messenger RNA from Brassica oleracea var. oleracea, 2151 nucleotides. Its product is annotated as probable inactive receptor kinase At1g27190. The transcript has 2 exons. The record is from RefSeq and is a predicted model, not a curated record. Gene Ontology annotation, molecular function: ATP binding; protein kinase activity; protein binding. Lineage: Eukaryota; Viridiplantae; Streptophyta; Magnoliopsida; Brassicales; Brassicaceae. Gene Ontology annotation, biological process: protein phosphorylation. The coding region runs from base 170 to 1933 and encodes 587 amino acids.